This is a messenger RNA of Eriocheir sinensis (Chinese mitten crab), 3432 nucleotides long. It is a transcript of the gene Cbp53E, whose product is annotated as calbindin-32-like. The record is from RefSeq and is a predicted model, not a curated record. Gene Ontology annotation, biological process: regulation of long-term synaptic potentiation; regulation of presynaptic cytosolic calcium ion concentration. Gene Ontology annotation, cellular component: nucleus; terminal bouton; synapse. Bases 98 to 916 code for a protein of 272 amino acids. Gene Ontology annotation, molecular function: calcium ion binding. The transcript has 11 exons. NCBI's taxonomy places the organism in Eukaryota, Metazoa, Arthropoda, Malacostraca, Decapoda, Varunidae.
CGGAUACAUCGAGGGCUCGGAGCUGGACGGGUUCCUGAAGGAGUUUGUGUCAUCUGUGAACGCCAACGACUCGGGGUCAGAGUCUGUUUCGGACACGAUGCUGGCGGAGCUGAAGGAGUGUUUCAUGGAGGCGUAUGACGACAACCAGGACGGCAAGAUUGAGAUAAGAGAGCUCGCACAGUUGCUGCCAAUGGAGGAGAACUUCUUGCUGUUGUUCCGCUUUGACAACCCUCUGGACUCCUCCGUCGAAUUCAUGAAGAUAUGGAAAGCUUACGACAAAGACAACAGUGGGUACAUAGAGGCUGACGAGCUAAAGAACUUCCUGAGGGACCUCCUGAAGGAAGCCAAGAAGGACCAAGAUGUUUCUGAGGACAAGUUAAUCGAGUACACGGACACCAUGCUUCAAGUCUUCGACCAAAAUAAAGAUGGGAAACUCCAACUCUCCGAAAUGGCCAAAUUGUUGCCGGUCAAAGAAAAUUUCCUGUGCCGUUCGGUAUUUAAGGGCGCGUCCAAGCUCACCAAGGAGGACAUCGAGCGCGUCUUCGCACUGUACGACAGGGAUAACAACGGCACCAUCGAGAACGAGGAGUUGAAUGGGUUCCUGAAAGACCUGUUGGAGCUGGUGAAGAAGGACUACGACGCGCUGGACCUGCAGGAGUUCCAGGACGCCAUCAUGCGGGGCUGCGACUUCAACAAGGACGGCAAGAUCAACAAGAAGGAGCUCACCAUGAUCCUCCUGGCACUGGCCCGACACGGAACCGAUGACGAUGCGCAACCUGGUGCAGGAGGAAUGGCGGGCGCCAACCCCCUGGCCGAGAUCGCCUCCAUUGGCAUGAAGGCCCUCAAGCUGCAGAAACUACGCGUCCGCCACUUUGUAACCCGCACCCUUGGCACCAACAGCACUACCACCAGUUAGUUCCCUGAAGGCCUGCAUUAAGUCACCGAGGGAUAAGAAGGCGUAUUGUAUGCUGUAGUGGUAUUGUAGAUGGUGGAGGGUCUUGAGACGAAGGGGACAGCAUUGAUAGGAUAACUCUAGUAUUUUCGCGUGGUUGUCAGGUUGUUUGGGAGAUGGCAAGAGUGCUCAUGGAAGGGUUGCGGCGCCAACUAUAGGGAAGGGUUUUUGCUCACCGCGUAGCGUCUCGUUGUAGCGUGAAUAGCAUGUUUCGAGAUUCUACUUUGGUCGUAUGUUAGUGUUUAAGGUUUGCUGGAGGGUAAGAGAGUGCUCGAGAAGGAAUCAGAAAGUGCACACGGUAUAGGUGCAGAAAAGUGCGUCCCAUAACGACAACUUAUUUUCACCCUUCUCCAUCUGGGCUGUUUUACCCUUGGUUCAUUUGUGUUGCCGCAGUGGCUUAGCCCUCGCGGCUGGCAUGGUCCAGCUCUUUUUCUUUAUGUACUGAGCAUGUCUGGUAACGAGCAUGAUGAAGACCUCUCCCUUAGCUCGGAGACGUCCAUCUGUCUUCGUCUCCCAGGACUAAAUUAAUUUAGCUUCACAGCCGCUGGUACUAUCCAUUCUUCCUGUCGCUCUCUUACUCACUAUUUGAAUCACUUAAGAUUACCUGCCUUGAGGGGAAGUUCUGUAAAUUUUCAGGGAUAUUCAGUUUGUUUGCCCAUUGUUUAUAUUUUUGUAUGUGUAUUGAUUUAUGAAUAUGUCUUCAUUAUUGUUUAUUAUUAUCUAUCAUCAUCAGUGUGUGUGUGUGUGUGUGUGUGUGUGUGUGUGGUGCGCACAUACGUGCGUACGUGCGUGCAUGCGUUCCUGGUAAAGGUUGCCGCCUACUGCUGUCUGCGGGUCAGGCUUGGUUCACGAGAUAGCACUGGACCCUUUGCCUUGGUGUUGUCAAGCCUGAACAUACACUUAGUGAAAACCUUGCAUAGUCAUUGUCAUAUACAUUUCAUCAGUGUAAUAUUCACAAAGUCAGCAUCUGAGGCAAUAGAUCUCGCUGAGCCAACCCCUGCGAGCCAACCCGCAAGCAGCGCCUCUUGUUUGCUCGUUGGCCCGCCGUGACCCGGGGCUAGCGGCCUUGGGACAAGUAGACUUAGUAUUUUCAUUAUUACCUUCAAAACUAAUUUGCAUCAGUUCUCUACAAGAGUAAAAUUUAUGGAACCUUAUUGAAUCAAUGAACGACAGCGUAUGUUUAUUUCACAAAAUGUACCUUUUUUUUAUUAAUAAAGCAAAUUGUGGUAUGCAGCAAGUGAAAGGCAGUCAGUGAAGCAAAUAAGCUGCAAUGUUUUGAAGAAAUUAAGUCAUAAAGCUUGUGUAUCUUCUCUUUACUUCCUUUCUUUACUCUCUUAGUGGAGACGCGGGACAGCCCAGGAGGCAGGCCACACCCUUAUCCUCAACCUGCAAAUACAGUUUUGCACAAUCUUUCUAAUCAUCUUUCCAACUUUUGAAGUGGUCUUCUUGAUCCAUAUCCUACUGCAAAUAUCUUUAUACAACAUAUGUUGAAAUGUAAUAAAAUGCUGAUUUUCCGAAAGCCCAUCAGCAGUGAAAGUGGUAAUAGCUGUUGUUAAUCCUGCCGGAAGGUGUAACACACGCGGGAGUAGACUGUUUUCUGGUGUAGCGGGGGCCAGGAGCAGUGCGACGGGCGGUGGAGCCUUGGCGUAUGCAAGGCCUCGCCGUAGUUUAGCAAGUCAUCAAAAUCAUUAGGUGGGAGAGUGGUAACCUUCACUCUGCGUCGUGCUGCUCCGUGCCCUUCUCCGCGUCGCGUUGCCCCUUCCAGGCCAUAUAAUAUAUAAAUAGGUGUUAAAACGUUAUAUUAAAGUCUCUUAGGCAUAAUUCAAUACAAGGAAGUUGAUGUAAAUUACGUAUACUUAAAAUCUUUUGAACCGUAAUGAUAACUGAUCACUGCCAGGCAGCGGGUGGGCGGCAGGCAGCCCGUCACCCCCGGAGCCUCGCCGCCCACGCGCGCCGGCGGCCCCGUGCAUGAAGUACUUGAUCAUGUCCAAAUAAUCGAGAAAAGAAAAUAGUGUUCCUUUCAGCAAGUGGUGAUAUAAGAUUAUACUUUCUUGUUACUUAUGUCUGUGUUGUUCUAAAAAGUGGUGUGACAAAAACAGAAAUAAAAUAAGUAUAUUGUCCUGCGCUGACGCGGUGGUGCCAGAGGCAAGAAAGGGAUGUUGCUUGUAAGAAAAAAAAGGUCUGCUUGGCUUGAGGUAAAUGAAGAAAACUGUUGAAUAUCUUAAUGUCAUAUAAAUGUAUCAUCAUAUGAAUCACAUCGUCGCUUCCUAAUCUGGCACCACCAGUAAGAUCUGGCAACACUGAAAACCUUUGUGCGUCCCUGAGCUAAAUCGUGUCAAGCAGUGAGCGUCCUGGUCAGCCAUCUCCUAAGGCCUCGAGCACAAACUGAACAAUGGUUGUCGGGUCUUUGACUUGUAUUCGUUUCACUUCAUUAAUGUACUACCAGUUUUCAAUAACAAAUAAAAUUCUUCUGUUAAUAA